Molecule: messenger RNA, 10552 nt
Organism: Aedes albopictus (Asian tiger mosquito)
Lineage: Eukaryota; Metazoa; Arthropoda; Insecta; Diptera; Culicidae
Exons: 2
Coding region: 1-1224 (407 amino acids)
Source: RefSeq, a predicted model, not a curated record
AUGGUAGAUACCCGCGACAGCACAACUAAGUUCUGUGUCGCUGCGACAAGCACGACAAAAAAGUACCUGCGCGAACACCCAGAGAUCUGCGUGCUCUCAGCAGAUAAAGGCAACAGGACUGUCGUCAUGAUGAGGGAGGAUUACGACCAGAAAAUGAGAACGUUUGUGAACGAUGACACGACAUACGAAAGAGUUCGUUCUGAUCCCACAACUAGAUAUCAGAAUGGAAACAACUCACUAGUCAAACGGCUCAAGGACUUGAAGCUCAUUGACCACAGGACAGCUAAGGAGUUAACCACGCACAACGCGAUUUGUCCCAGGAUCUACGGCCAGCCGAAGGCGCAUAAGCAGAACCUGCCGCUUCGACCUGUCAUUCCCAACGUAACAGCCCCGACAUACAAACUCGCCAAAUACGUAGCCAACAUCCUCCAGAGCUCGAUCCACAGUCCCUACAACACGGCCAGCUCGUUUGAGUUCUGCGACGAAGUGAAUAACAUCACACUUCCAGAAGGAUAUGUAAUGAUUUCUCUGGAUGUGACGUCUCUUUUCACUAACGUACCGCGGCACCUGGUUACAAAAAACAUCAUUCACCGGUGGAAGGAGGUUGAUACCCGUAUCAAUCUGGAUCUGUUUUUGGAGAUCGUCGAGUACUGUAUGGAGGCAAGUUAUUUCUGCUUUGAAGGGCAGUAUUACAAACAGACAUUCGGGACGGCAAUGGGAAGCCCGCUGUCGCCAAUUGCCGCGGACAUUGUACUGGAUGCAGUCAUCGCUCAAGCUAUGAGAUCUCUACCGUUCGAGAUAACAAUAUUCAGGAAAUACGUGGACGAUAUAUUCAUGGCGAUACCACGGAACACCGAGCAACAAGUCCUGCAAGCAUUCAACAAUGUGGAACCGAGAAUUCAGUUUACCAUUGAAGUCGAGAAAGACCAAAAACUGGCGUUUCUAGACGUGACGGUAAUCAGAAACCCAGACCAAACCCUAACCACGGAGUGGUAUGCAAAACCGAUAGCAUCAGGGCGCAUGCUUAACUACAAAUCCCACCACCAACUCAAACACAAGAUGAACGUAGCCAAGAACUUCAUCCACAGGGUCUGGUACCUCACUCGAAAUAAGUCCACAGAGGAAAUAGUGAACAUCAUCCACCGACAUCUCCAACUUGGCAAUAACAACAAAACAGAACCGAGUAGUCAAAAGCCUCCACACACUAGUCAAGCAUCCAGUUAACAGAUAUGAUGUUAGUAAUGCAAUAUACAGAAUACCAUGUAGUAACUGUGAAUGUUGCUACAUCGGCAUGACCACAAACACACUACGAAAAAGACGAGCAGGGCACCGAUCGAAUGUUAAUAGGUUAGAUAAACUGAUAAAUGAUAACAAUACUAACACAGAAAUAGCCAAGACAUCACUGAUAGAAACAACCACAGCACCAGACGCGCCAACUUGGUCAAAUUAUUGGGGGGGCAAAGCCGGGCUUUUCUGAUUUUUUGUAUGGGAAAAUCGAAAAAUCGUCAAAUAUUGGGGGGGGCAAAACUAUGCUUGCCCCCCCUAAGUUGGCGCCUAUGCACAGCACUAAUACAACAUUGUAUAGAACAAGAUCACCGAUUCGAUUUAGAACACACACAAACUAUUGACCAUAGCUACAAACAAUCCACACUUCCAUUUUUAGAGAUGUGUCACAUCACGAACACCGACAACACAGUUAAUAAACGAACCGACAUAGACAGACUGAGUACGACAUACGCAGCAGUGUUGCACGACAUAAAAAGCAGAAGGGAGCGUAAUACCCCGGACAGACAUGUGAUACGAGUGUGAUUCCUGUACAACGGUACGCAGUGUCAAGAAAAUUCUGACAAGACUGACUUGAACUGAGAGAAUUUUCAGUAUGGCACUCAUUUCAAGCGCAAUUGUACAGUGAUUCUUGUAUCACAUGUGUGUCAUAAGUAUAAGACACCGAGAAACGAUAGCAUAGAUGAGAGGGAAUCAAUAACACCGAUAGGGCACGUUAACCAGUCCGCAGGAUAGAAGAAAGAAGGACUAGAAAUUAGAAAGAUUGCGCCAUUGAGCAGUACAAGUUGUGCGGGAAAAAAUUAGAAAUUUCAAAGUGUAAGAUUUUAAUAAGUGAACUUAAUGUUAAUUUUUCUCUUUAUAACAAACUUGACCCUUACAGCAUGUACCAAAAACCGCUAAACCCGACAGUUAUAGUUAGACCAAACAUAGGACAAAUAACGACACAAAUAUUUACCCCCUGAGGAAGACACAAUCCCCGUGUCGAAACGUCGGGCAAAUAAAGAACGUCGUUUGUUCAAUAAAUGACUGCGUAGCCAAACAUAAUCAAUUCCACCGAAUCAGUCGAUUUAUCAUCAGACUGUUUUGAACACGGUGUGUCUGGUGGACAACAUUAAUUAAAAAAAAUCGGUAUCGCUAAAACACCCACCAAACGAAAGAUAAGGGUCCCACCUUUCAUUUGAGACCAAAAUAAGAAAGUUCUAUCGGCGGUUCUAGAACAAUUUUUUUUUUUUGAAAAUUUUGAUAUUUUUUAUGUUUUUGGAGUACACAUUGAUGACGAAAGACAGUUUUUCCACUGCAAGCAUGGCUUUCCGACUUUUUAUAUUUUUUUUAUUACUCUACCCAUAAAAGCAUAAUAGUCCCAUGUGAAUGGGAAAUCCAGCAGGAGACAGUUUUGUGUUUAUGGGCAGUUCAGUGAAAGCGCUAGAACAGUAAGUAUGAAAUCGAGUUAAAAACUGUUCCUUUGAAUUCCAAUAAUGAGUUGGCAUCCUAUGACAGAUACGUAUUUCGACGUCAACUGUAAGGUCGUGCUUAGUAUCUUGUUUUUGACUGGUACCAGCAGGUCACCAAUCGAUCAACUUUUCAGCACAAACCGUCAUUUGUUCUUCAGAUUUGUGGUCUUGGAAAUUCUGGGUGUAGCUUCGUCAAAUAUUCUCCUUCAACUGCUUCUCAACUUCAAUGUGCGACUGGUACCAAGGACUGGUACUCAAGAUACUAGUUUUCUUUUCCUCCUUCUUUUUCUUCUUCUUCUUCUCUUCUUCUUCUUCUUGGCGUAACGUCCCCACAGGAACAAAGCCUGCUUCUCAGCUUCAUGUUCCAUGAGCGAGCACAGUAGGAGAUAUAAUAAAAAAAUUAAAUUGUUCGAUUUGUUUGAAAUUGUCUUAUUAUAUCUCCUAAAAGCACAGCACUUCCACAUAUUUUUUAACUAAGAGCUUCUCCUGCCAAUUACUAUUUUGCAUGUGUAGUGAAUAUCGUGUGACUGGCACGAAGAUACUCUAUGUUCAGGGAAGCCAAGGAAAUUUCCUUUACGAAAAGUUCCUGAACCGACCGGGAAUCGAACCCGUCAAUCGCAGCAACUUGAUGAGAAGUCUGAAUGAUGUACACCAAGUUUCAUUGUACUUCAGCUUUAGUGCAAACAAUUUGCUUGCCUUUGAUCAUCUCCCUGUAGCAUCUAAAGCAUUGUCUACUUAGAAUCCGGACGCAUGACAUAUUUUCUAGUGGUGUGCUCAAUGAUCACAAUCAUCAUUCUUUUACAGUAGUCUGAUGUUAAACUAGUCAUCUUUUAAUGGUGGAAAUGUAAUAAAUUGUCUUGCAACGAAUGAAAAGUUAUUUCAGAUUGAAGACAAGAGGAGGAGGAAAAUGCACAAACACGUUGAAAAUUUAGCGUGGUCAGGUACGACAGUCGCGAAAAUGUUAAUAUCUCAAAAACCAUUAUGUGUGAUGUGUUCAGAUGUUGUUAACCAUGGCAUGAGGGGGUGUCCCAGGAAGAAUAAAGUUUGCGUUCAUGGAUAAAUCUACUAGGAAUUCCAAGAUUUGGCCAUAAGUUCGAAAUCUGGGUAUCGUUUUCUCACAAUAAGAUGAUGACACUACAUUUGUACAAGGGUGAUAGCCGUAUUGAUUGCGUGCUGCUCUUCAUAUAUGUACACUAGAGAUCUGUAGAGGUUUGAAUUAUUUCAGUGAGCUGCCACGAUAGCCGAAGAAUAUCUGUGGCAUCUUCACAGAUAGGUGGUGUUUAUCAAUGAAAAAUCACUCAAAUUUCGCGUUAUCUCAAUUCACUGAAUUGCCCCUAAUUUAGCAUUAUGAAAACUGUUUGGAUUUUUUAUUCUCCGGAAUCCUAAUAAGAUUAGUCAAGGUGUUCAGGACACUGCAUAGAUGACCCGAUUAUAGAACAAACAUGCCGAAGGGGUUGAUGCUAAAAUUUACAACCGUUGUGCAGAUUUUUAAGAAAGAUAACACGGAAAAAAUGGAAAACUGUAUGAAAUAUAGAAUUAUAUAAUUUAGCGAUAUUUUUCCAUGAAAGUACAAUAAUUAUGAAAAAUAUUUGUUUUGAUGGCUUCACCUUUUAUGUUUUUAUUAUUCCAUCCCAGGUAUAUACGUGAUUUUGUCCACUGUACCAUAAAGGUGCACAAAUUGAACGAAAACCUGCACGCGGUAAUUCUAUCCGAGCCACGGCAUGCAAGAAGCCAAGACAGGCUGUUAACCUAUGUAAUCAUCAUUUUAAAACGUAAACAUGUGACGUCAUUGUUAUCGUCGCUCCACGUUGAUAAAAUUGGUGUGGAGUUCAAGAUCGUUUUGUUCAUACUUUUGAACGAUUUGAAUUGCGUCAUCAAAAAACUUGCAGUUAUUCGAAAUGCAUUACCUUUCAAAUGUGGUAACCCCCGAUCCGAGCUACUUUGAUGUAUGUUCUAUUUUUGUUGACAUUACUCGGCCUACUUCGAUUGUAAAACUUUUAAAUCAUGUGACGCUGUCAAUAAAAACUACAAAAAUUGCAGCCGCAUCAACUUAUUCUACAUGCAUAAAAAGUGGAGUUUAUUUGUACAUAUGCCUAAAUACUGCUGAAAUUCUAUUUCAACUGCCCCAUUUUUUUUUUAUUUUGCACUUUUUGUCUGGGGAAUUUUAACUAUUUAUUUGACCCGUUUACUCUUUUAAAAGGAUACAUUACUAAUGGGCGACCUCAUACAAGCCGAUUUUGCUACACUCAAAGUUGAAAAGAGAAAAAACACAAGUGUCAAAGAAAGUAAAAUUUGAAAAAAAAAAUUGUUCUAGAUCCGCCGAUAGAACUUUCUCAUUUUAGUCUCAAAUGAAAGAGGGGACCUUCAGCUUUCAUUUGGUGGGUGUUUUAGCGAUACCGAUUUUUUUAAAUUAAUUUUGUUCUACCAGACACACCGUGUGAAUCUUGCGUUCAAAUUUAAACUUAGACCCACGCCAAUUGCGCUCUCUGGACCAGUGGGACUUGGCGAUUGGUGGUAGUGAGACACCCGCAAUGUUCUGGAGUAGACUGUUAGCCAUUUCUAGCAGGUAGGUUCUGGCAUUUCCUGCGGUAUUCUCCGCUAUAGCGACAGCCUUACAGCAGAGGGCCGCAACUAUUCGAUAACGGAAGGGCAGAAGGCCUGCUUCAACACAAGCGGUGUCUGCCGGCGUGGAAGGCAGAAGACCAGAGAUUAUCCUUAAGUACCGGUUGUACACCGGCGCGAAUGUUCUGAUCAAGGUAUCAAUGGACAAGCUGGUUAUCUCCAGACCAUACAGUAAACGGCUGUCGAAAACGAAGUUUCCGAUUGUUGCUUCGGUGGGAACUGGAAAGCGCUUUUAUUAGAUUAAGGCGGCUCUGGCAACUAGCCUUAACGCUGUCGAAGUGUGGUUUGAAGGUUAGACUGCGAUCGAUAGUAAUCCCUAGGAUCCUAACAGUUUUGCGUAACGGAAUCGGCAGGUUGUUUAUGCUGAUGGGUGGUCUUUUUACCCGAUGACCGGAGUUACAGAUGUGGCAGCGUACACUCUUUGGAGCUGACAUGGUGAACCCUACAGACGCAGCCUUUUUGGCUACCCUGGUCACGGCUGCCUGUGCCUUCCUGCGAGUGGCGAGGAUGGUGGGGCCAGACACGACAAUGACGAUGUCAUCGGCGUACACGAAGAUUUGGACGCCAUUUGGAAGGUCCUCGAAGACACCAUUCAUCAAGAUGAGAAAUAACGUCACUGAGAUUACAGAUCCUUGUGGAACGCCAGUUUCCUCUCUGAAGGACUCCGAUUUGCUGUCCCCUAUUAUGACUCUAAAGGUACGAUCAGUUAAAAAGUUUUUAAUGAAUUGGAGAAUGUUACCAGCGAGGCCCCAGCGUACUAGUUUACGGAGAAUUAAAGGCGUCCAAGUUGUGUUGAACACCUUCGAGAUAUCCAAGGAAAUGAUCUCGGUAUGGUGGCCUAAGUUCUUAGCUUUCUGUAGAGCUUCCCCUAGGGCAGCAAAAUACGUGUUGGUUCCGUACCCUGAUCUGAAAGCGUGUUGACGAUGAUCGAGGAACCUGUUUUCUUGCAGAUAAUGUGUUAAACGCCUGUUGACCAUGCGUUCGGCUACCUUCGAAAGGCAACACGUGAGGGAGAUGGGUCGAAAACUGGAUGGCUCGCGUGUCUGGCUGCCGGACUUAGGUAUAGGGACCACCAAACUCUCCCGCCACUCAGGGGGGUAAUGAUGACGACUCCAUAUUGAGUUUAGAAGCUCGAGCAGAACAAGCUUACUAGACGAGUCGAGGUUUUUUAGCAUCGGAUACCCAAUGUCAUCGGGGCCGGCUGAUUUGCCGCUACUACAGCUCAGGGCGAAUUGCAAUUCACUGUAGGAGAAUGGUUGAUUGAUGUCCAGCGGUAUGCUGUCCACUGGGACGUAGAAACUCGCAAUAUCGGUAGUAGUAGCGCCAGUCUGCCGCACAAAGUUCGUGUCAUAGCUGUCGAAGGCUGCUAGCUCAGCAAAAUAUUUGCCAAGACCACUUGCAAUGGCGAUCGGAUCCGUGGUGUUGGUCCCAUCCAAGCUAACGGUGGCUGGAACGGCAGUACGUUUACCGCUAAGGGCGUUAACCCUGGACCACAGUUCGGCAGAAGAUUGGCUGGCAUCGAUACUCUCUAGGAAUUUUUUCCAAGAGGUUCUUUUUGCUUCACGUAUGGCUUGCCGGCAGUCAUUACGCAAGGAUCGGUAGCGAUCCAGUAACAUUUCUCGGUUUGGAUGAUCGAGGGCCACUCGCUUGACGGCUCGAAGUGCUUUCCUUCGAGCUUUAACUAUCUUUUUAAUCUCCGGCGACCACCAACGUAGUGCUUUGCGACCAGGUUUGCUCCCGGAUUUUGGGAUGGACAACGUCGCCGCUUGCGUAAGAAGAGCAGUAAAUUCGGCCAUGUCUUCCGGACUGGAGGUUUGUAACGAAGCAUAGACUAUUUUGUUGUAUUCUGUCCAAUUAGCAAGAUCGUAGACCCAGCGAGGACGCCUCGUCGUAGCAGGUGCUUCAGUUGCCACUGAAAUUUGUAACGGGUGGUGAUUGCUACCAUGUAGAUCCGGGUUACGAGUCCAAAAAAACGCUGGAUUUCGGACCGACUGACAACGGAAACAUCGAUCGCGGUCGAGUGAGGUCCGCUGAAGUACGUUGGCGAUCCGUCGUUGAGGAUGGUUAGAUCACCAGCCUCGAAGGCCUCAAAAAGUGUCGUCCCCCUGUGGUCAGAACGCGUUCCGCCCCAAGCUGGGUGGUGUGAGUUGAAAUCGCCAAGAAUCAUUCUCGGCUGUGGGAUUUGGUUUAGCAGACUUUCUAGCUCGCUAUGAAGAUUCGGUAUAGCCCCGCAUGGCAGGUAAACACAGAUCAUCGCCAUCUUGAUUGGGCCCUGCAGUUUAACACCGACAAUUGGGAGGGGAGAGUCAAUGUCCAGGUUUACAAAAGCGAGGGACCUAAGACCACCUAGGGCUACGGAGUGUCGAAAAUUGACUCCACGUUUUAUGGUCCAGCUGUAUCUCCCACCGAGGGAGCGGUUUAGUUGAUCAACUGUAAUCUUGUUUAUCUCUUGAAGGGCCAAAGUCCAGGGAGGUUCACUAUUAACCAGUAGCUCAAGGUCCGCCAGAUUGUUAAAGAAUCCGUUGAUGUUCCAUUGCAGACAAAAUCUGACCGGUUUGGGCAGGGCCGGAAUAGGGUGAUUAGACCUUACCUGAGACGUUGGGCUGGUGACAAACGUGGUGCUCGAACGAAACAGAGCCCCACCAGUGGCAGGUCCUGAUGGUGAACCCACCAAAGGCAGGGAUGAUCCGACGGCGGAAAAAAAGGAUGUCGCUGUCUCUGCUGUUUCUUCGCUAAUACAGGACCUAGGUGAUGGACCCGUUGAGUGUCCGAGAGGUCCAGUGGUGGUUGGGAAAAAUGGGGUAGCGUAUGGUGACAGACAACUUAUUUGGCCAUCCGGGAUGACCGAUAUCCUUGGCGAGCUGCUUGUUUGGCCAUCAGAGGCGGAAAAAGUGCUUGGUAGGCGGCUUUCUAAGCCGUCCGUGGUGGGUACUUGUCCUAAAGAAGCUUGAUUUCCCACGCUGUCCUUGGGGGUAGCGGGUAGAGCCCGGCGCGUCCCGACUUCGUUAAAACCUUCACUUCUUCCCACGUCGUCCAGUGUAGCAGGCAUUGAGGCCGUACUACCCUCUUCCAGAUCUCCCCCCGGCGCCGCAGGUGGUCCGUCAGUUCCGGUGUGGGAGACGUCCGCACUGAGGGGGCCACGGCUACCGGCGGAUUUAGCUGGGCAUCGAUUGUUCUGGAGCUCUUCGUAUAUAUCCGUUCCAAGAUGCCGGAGUCGACCCAGCGAUUCCGGUUGAGGAAAGGCUUCCGGUACGCUGGCGCCCCGACUAUCAAGGUGGACAGUGAUACAGUUUUGGGUGGCUGGGUGCCGGAGUCGGUCUGGCGAUUCCGGUUGGGACAGGGCUUCCGGUACGCUGGCGCCCCGACGACCCGAAGCCGUUUGUUCCGUAUCUCGUUGUUCUGUGACUCCAGGAAAAUUGGAGCAAGAAGGUACAGCGUUAUCAGUCAUGUUACUAGGUAGGGGUGGUGAUGGAGGGGAAGAGAGGAGUAGAUUGACUUAGGGAUAGCCCCAAGAUUAAUGGACGAACUCUUCAGUUUGGAUUUCUUUUGCUGUUGUUGCUGGAAAAGUGUUUCAGUCCGAGAGAUUUUCCCUCGGGGACGCUUACUAGGAAUUUUCGUGGGAUCCGUAUUUGACUUGACAGACCCAGGAAUGGGUGUUCCAGGGCGGUUAGAGAGUGGCGUACGAGAUGAAGCUACAGACUUCUCUAGAUGUGGAGAGAAGAACUCUGCACUUUGACUUUGUUCGGAGGAGUCUGAAUCGGAGUCCCAAGAAACAUUAUCGAGGUCGUUUACCGGGAGAGGCUUAGCAGUGGUUAUGGGGGCGUCGGUGGUUGUGGAGUUUGAAGAAGUGGCCGUACUUUCGACGGCAAUGGUAGCGUCGUCGGCUUCAGUAGGAGCAAUCGGAGUAACAGUAAGGGUUGUAGCAGUGGCACCGACGGUAGUGGUGGCAGAGGUAGCGGCUACUGGUUCGGCGGUAGACACACCUGAUUGUACGAUGUUAGUCGGUAAAGAGACAACAGGUUGAGGGAGGGAAAUGCUGGCUGCGGGCAUAACGGCGUUGAGAAACGCGGAUAAUUGGCUGGUGAGUAUCUGAAUUUGCUUUGCCUGGUCGGCAACAAUAGAUUUCAAGGCGGCGAUCUCUUCGUUGACUGCUAUCGGUUGGGUGGGACGGAAGGCAAGGGCUGCCCGAAGUUCAGCUAUCUCAGCAUCCUUGGAUGCCAGAGCAGCAGUUAGCUGAUCUACCCUCUCGUUAGUUUUCCGGAGUGCGUCAUUGUCGGCGGGACCGACAAUAUUGGCAAACGCGCUCUCACCUCGAUUUUGCUCAACGAUCCGACGGGCCAUGGGAUAGGAGACCCCUUGGUCCACUUUGACCCUUUGUAUGGUGUUUUCCAGUUGCCAAAGUGGGCAAGAUCUACUGGAGACUUUGUGAUCGUUCGUAUUGCAGGUUUUACAAAAUUGCUGAUGGUUGCAUUCCUUGUUUUCGGAAAUCGGAUGAUUUCCGGAACAGGUCCCAUAGGUAGCGGUUUUGGCCUGACAGCGCAUCUUUGUAUGCCCAAAAAGCCAGCAAUUAAAACAUUGCAUGGGUGAGGGGUAGUAAGGACGUGUUCUACAUCGGAUGUAGCCAAAAUCGAUUGCUUCUGGUCGAUUCGUCCCACGGCAGGUCAGCACUAUCGCCGGAGUGUUCUCGCGCGCUUGUCCGUUCCUCCUCGUAAUCCUUCUGAUAUCCUUGACUCCUUGCUCUUUUAGCUCCUCCAGGAGUUCGCCAUCGGGCAUGUCCAUUACGUCCCGACAGCUGACAACACACCUGAUGGAAUUGAGCGUUGGGUGUUCAGUGACGUUGACCGCAGUGCCAUCUAUAAGCGCCUUCAUGUUCAGAAGUAGGUUGAACUGUCGUAGAUACCGCACUUUCAAUACAUAUGUCGUUUUGUUGUUUUCCGGAAAAGCUCCUUCAAUUUUUCCUCCAACAAACUUCUCUACGGAUCGACGGAUAUGAAAAGGCCGGUUCGGUAGAGGUCCGUUAGCCCCCGAGAUUCGCAGCAGAUGCAGUUCACCGUACAUUCCCUCCGGGUCCAUGUAUGACGGAAGGGUUGCUCCGGUAUACGUGCCAUCAAUCCUCCCUUGUGUGAAUAUGUCUGGUUGACCGUCUCCCCAGGAAAUAGGGGGAGGUCCCGAUGAACUCGCCGCCAUAGCGGCCC